AUGUCGAGGUUCGAAUCUGAUCAACCAUCUGUGAUCAUCACUACAGAACUAUGGCUCGGGGAUUACGGCCCUGACAGGGGUUCGGUAGCGACCCAACCGUCCGAGACACCAAGUUCUAUGUCAAGUAUCACGCCAACAUCAGCUGCACCCGCUCCCGCGAACGGCGUCUCGACAACUUCCGUGGUUAUACUAGGCAUUAUACUCGGUCUCUCCUCCGUGAUAUUCCUUUUCUGUUUUCUCUACAGGGGCACGUUCAAACGUGGCGUUGAUAAGACAGCCAAUAAACAAAGGUUCCGGCCGCGAGGUGGGGGUUAUGGUCACCGCUGUCACUGUCAUCCAGGGAUACGCGGUCUUUCUGGUCCCUGCGGCCCUCAGGGCCCGCCAGGUCCACCUGGGAUGGGAUAUCCUGGACCGCCAGGGGAGCCGGGACAAGCUGGUGCUCGGGGCGUCGCUGGGCCCCAAGGUAUACCAGGUAUAGCAGGCCCUGCUGGUGCUCGGGGCGUCGCUGGGCCCCAAGGUGUACCAGGUAUAGCAGGCCCUGCUGGUGCCCCGGGCCGUGCGGGGCCCGCAGGAGCAGAUGGGCAGCUUGGUAGACCUGGGGCCGCAGGCGUUGCUGGAAAAGACGGAAGGGAUGGCUGUGACGGACGUGAUGGACGAAAUGGCUCUGAUGGACGGCCUGGGAGAGAUGGAGAAAGAGGGCCGCCUGGCAGAGAUGGUGAUCGAGGACCUGCUGGACCAUCUGGGCCUCCUGGGGCACCAGGUGUGCCUGGUCAACCGGGUGAAAGGGGCCUCCAAGGUCGUGGCGAACAAGGACGUCCGGGCCCGCAGUAUGUUGGCUCUUCUAACUACUGACUUCGCAGUUCGAAAAGAUACUUACAUCAAACAGGGGCGACGAAGGUCCACCAGGGCCCAAGGGGGAUCGAGGCCCCAAAGGUGACCCUCUUCUGAUGAUUCCGAUGUAAUCUAGCUGAACGGAAUGGAGAAAAUGUUCUUUCUCGCGGCUUGGAGAUAAUGAUGACUUGCAAGAGAUAAUCUGAUGAGCAUUUGAUACAUGAACCAUAGCGAAUGACCUGACCUCAUUCGUGGAUCAUCAUUACGUCUCGCCCCUGGACUUCAAAUGGGACAGUAUACGCUCUGGGCCCCUCGGUGCAGUAAAGCACGGCGAUUGAUUCAGUACCGAGCCCUAGAAUAUCCCUAUAUUCCGCGCAAACUCUCUUCAACGCUGCAACACUGGCCGCUCCGCAAGGACCUGCCAUAACCCCUUUA
Molecule: messenger RNA, 1266 nt
Organism: Pseudomassariella vexata
Lineage: Eukaryota; Fungi; Ascomycota; Sordariomycetes; Amphisphaeriales; Pseudomassariaceae
Exons: 8
Coding region: 1-852 (283 amino acids)
Source: RefSeq, a predicted model, not a curated record